CCCGAUCCCCCCCAUUGUCCCAACACCUCUGGCUGGCCCCGCGGCACAUCUGGCUGGCCCCGCGGCACAUCUGGCUGGCCCCGCGGCACAUCUGGCUGGCUCCGAGCCGUUCUCAGCCCCCUGGGGGCUGCUCGAUCGCUGUCCCUGAGCUCUCAGGGCGCCACGGAGCUCUUUUCUCUCGCGGUUCCAGUUUUCCUCGGGCUGCCUAAACCAGGCAGCUCCCCAAACUCGCUGCUGCUCCCCCCGUCCAUCCCAACGAGCCGGAAUCCACAGCCUGGGGCAGGCGGAGGGGGAGAACAACGCCCCAAGCCCCGGAGGAGAUGCUGGAGUGGCGGCAGCCGCAGCUCGGGGGCCCGGGGAUGCCUCCAGAGCUUCCUGCAGGGCUGGGAGCCCUCCCUGCCGCCCGGGCACCUCCUCCAGCCCCGGCUGCCGCUCGCUGGAGCUCCUGUCGGAGCCCUGGAGCUGAUCCACAUCCUCAUCCCUGAUCCUGCCCGGCCCGAGGGUCCCCAGCCCAUCCCUGGAGCUGAUCCCGCUCAUCCCGAGGGUCCCCAGCCCAUCCCUGGAGCUGAUCCCGCUCAUCCCGAGCGUUCAGCCACCCCCACCCCUUUCUCUCUCUCCUCCUCAGGCCGUUUCCUCCCCGAGGAGCAGCCCCAGGGGUGGCUGUGUCUGCGGAAGCUCCUGUUCUUCAACCUCUCCGUGCUGGAGGAGGGCGAGCGCUUGACCAUGGCCCAGCUGGAGCUCCGCUUCCAGCACAAUUCCUACCACUCCCCCCGGCCGGGGCAGGUUUUGGAGCUCCGGCUGUACCCGGCGAACCCCCGGGGGCAGCCCCGGCCCGGCCGGGGGCCGCUGCUGGAGCGCUCCUUUGUGCAGCUGCACAAAUCCCUCCUCUUCAAGCUGAGCGCGGCGCUGGAGGACGGGAAGAUGCCGGGCAGGAAUUUGACCUUGGUGCUGGAGAUCUCGGCGAGCUCCGGGGCCAGCGGGAGCCCGCGGAGCCUCUGCGCCGGCAGCGACGCCUUG
Messenger RNA from Cyanistes caeruleus (blue tit), 1017 nucleotides. The record is from RefSeq and is a predicted model, not a curated record. Lineage: Eukaryota; Metazoa; Chordata; Aves; Passeriformes; Paridae.